AAAUCAACUUACUAUUUCCAUUAGUUGUCCCUUGACAUAUCUCAGAGAUGGCAAGCGCAAAGUUAUUAUUCAAACUCUCUUGUCUGGCGCUUUUAGCAACCACCUGGGGUUAUACAUAUAAUAUGAAACAAGUGGGCGUUUGCCUGCAGAUUUUUACCGAAGCCACAGCCGCUGUAGCUGUUCACGCCAUGCCCUUAUUCCAGGAUCUCACCCAAUGCAUCAAGUUCGUGAACUACAUGGAUCUGGAAAACUUAAGCUUUUUAAUGUUCGGCAUGGUGGUCUUUAGUUGGCUGCAAAGCUUGGCUUUGGAAGUCAAUUGCCUUUGGGAAAUGGAAAAUCGGUUGAGGGUUAUCCUGGCUCCGCAUUUGCAGCGACUUCACCAAUACGAAUGUAUGUACUUGGGCUUGCCCUCGGUUUGUAUACCAAAAUGAUGUAGAAGAAAUUAAAUAAAGUUUUAAAACUGGAA
Molecule: messenger RNA, 466 nt
Organism: Drosophila kikkawai
Lineage: Eukaryota; Metazoa; Arthropoda; Insecta; Diptera; Drosophilidae
Source: RefSeq, a predicted model, not a curated record